This is a messenger RNA of Dunckerocampus dactyliophorus (ringed pipefish), 2795 nucleotides long. It is a transcript of the gene coq8b, whose product is annotated as coenzyme Q8B. Gene Ontology annotation, biological process: ubiquinone biosynthetic process. The coding region runs from base 166 to 2067 and encodes 633 amino acids. Gene Ontology annotation, molecular function: kinase activity. NCBI's taxonomy places the organism in Eukaryota, Metazoa, Chordata, Actinopteri, Syngnathiformes, Syngnathidae. Gene Ontology annotation, cellular component: extrinsic component of mitochondrial inner membrane. The transcript is spliced from 16 exons. The record is from RefSeq and is a predicted model, not a curated record.
UCAUAUAGGGCACUUUGACUGGAUCAUAAUUCCGUCAGUCAAGACUCAACUUCCGGGUGCUGAAACGUUGCAAAACAGACGUCCCAUCACACAGACCCCGACCGGAGCGGACAAUAGUGCUGCAAAACUUGAGCUGCAUAUCUUUUGAAAAAUCUGUGUACAGUGAUGAUGUCAGAGGUCCUGCAGGUGCUUCGCGGGGCAAGUAAAGUGGGAUCUGCACUGAUCGCCACCCAAGGGGAACAGCUCCAAUUCAUUGCCUGUAACUCCUCACUGGCAGCAGGGGUCAAAGUUGCCCAGGAAGUUGCAGAAGGGCUGGUGGGGGCCUUCAUGGGUGGCAGCAGUGUGCAACAGUCAGUCAAGGAGGAUGUGUUUCCUGAAGUGGACGGCUGGGAAAAUAUGGAUGCUGAUGAAGCUGCCAAAUGGGCUGUGGGUUCGGAGUUCCCUCCUGAUGCAGGAGACCAAACACAGACAGACACCAGAGCUACAGGAGUGCGUUCUGGCUCAGGGGCAUCUUCAGCAGGCCCAGGUUGGCGAGGCCAGAACACACGAUUGCUACACACGACUCCCUCCCUGCAGCCAUUCUUCUGUCAAACCCGAUGUGUCCAUGAUACAGUGGUGACGAGGCUGACACCAGAAGAUAUCAAGAAGGCCAGAGAGGCUAAGCAGGCCUUGGUUAAGCCUAUUCGACAGAGGCUGAGUGACCGCGCCAGGGAGAGGACAGUACCUGCAACAAGAAUGAGCAGGCUGGCUAAUUUUGGAGGACUGGCAGUGGGUCUGGGCAUUGGCGCCAUCGCUGAAGUAGCUAAGCAGUCACUGGGAGGCAAACAAAAAGGAGACAAGAGCGCCUUGCUAGACUCUCCCCUCCUGUCGGAAGCCAAUGCGGAGAGAAUUGUCAGCACAUUGUGCAAAGUCCGCGGGGCUGCACUCAAGAUAGGACAGAUGCUAAGCAUCCAAGACAACUCCUUCAUCAGCCCUCAACUGCAGAAGAUCUUUGAGAGGGUGCGGCAGAGCGCAGACUUUAUGCCAACCUGGCAAAUGACUAGCGUAUUAGAGCAAGACCUGGGACCAAGCUGGAGAGCGAAGCUGUCGUCUUUUGAGGACAAACCGUUUGCCGCAGCUUCCAUUGGCCAGGUGCAUCAUGGUGUCUUAAAAGAUGGCAGAGAAAUUGCCAUGAAGAUCCAAUACCCUGGAGUGGCAGAAAGUAUCCACAGUGACAUAAACAACCUAAUGUCAGUGCUGAAGAUGAGUGUUGUCCUACCCGAAGGCCUCUUUGCAGACAGCAGCUUAGAGGUUCUUCAGAGAGAAUUAGCAUGGGAGUGCAACUAUGAGAGAGAGGCUGAGUGCGCCAAGAAAUUCAGAUCACUGCUGGAGGGAGACGAGUUUUUCCAGGUUCCUGAGGUGGUCGACGAGUUGUCGGGACGCAGAGUGUUGGCGAUGGAGCUCGUACAAGGAGUUCCAUUAGACGGCUGUGUGGACUUGGACCAGGAGACCAGGAACAAGAUCUGCUUCAACAUCCUCCAGUUGUGUCUCAGGGAGCUGUUUGAGUUCAGGUUCAUGCAGACGGAUCCUAACUGGGCCAACUUCUUUUACAACUCCGAAACAAAAAAGGUGAUUCUUUUAGAUUUUGGAGCGUGCAGAAGCUACCCAGAAUCGUUCACAAAUGACUACAUAGAGGUGGUGCACGCAGCUUCCGUAGGUGACCGAGCCACUGUUCUUGCCAAAUCCAAAGACCUGAAGUUCCUGACAGGAUUCGAGUCCAAGGCCUUCGAGGACGCUCAUGUGGAGGCUGUGAUGAUUCUCGGCGAAGCAUUCGCAUCUUCGGAGCCGUUCGACUUCGGCACCCAGAGCACAACGCAGCGCAUCCAAAGUUUCGUCCCCAUCAUGCUGCGGCACCGCCUCACCCCGCCACCCGAGGAGACCUACUCGCUGCACCGCAAGAUGGCAGGCUCUUUCCUCAUCUGCUCCAAACUGAGGGCGAGCAUAGCAUGCAGGGACAUGUUUUUGGAUGUGUACAACGCCUACAACCAGAGGAGACACGCCGAACAGGCAGCACAGUCCAGUGCUUAAACACCUCAGGAGGCUUGCAGAUGAAAGACUUUGAUGCAUGAUGGGGUUCUGCACAUGUUGGACUGUGCUGAUGUGCUUAUUAAGGACUGUUUUUAAUUUCUCCAAUCUCGGCAUUAUGGCGUAACAAUUAUUUAUUCCACUCAGCUUUCAUGACUGUACACCAACAUAUUGUAAAUAAUUAUAUAAAAAUGAGAUAUGUUGGUGAUGCAGGCUGAAGCUGGGAUGGGAUGCUCAUAUUAUCAACAAAAUCUGUAUAUUGAUUCAAAAUAAAUGAUCACUUAUGGAGUGAUGGCUUUAUUUAUGCUUUUUAAAUUGCAUCUCUCUCACGACUUGGAAGAUGCUACAUACUUUAUGUUCAAAUUCUAUGUACAGUAAGCCGCAACGGACAAACAUCCAUAGUCGCUUUCUUUUAUGUUGACUUCAUGGCCUGUGUGAUACUACCAGCACCUGCCUUACAUUACACAAUAUAUUCCACUUAAAACGUGCAGUGCAUUAUUGUGGCUCCUCUAACCUACAGGGCCUUGUGUUCUCAUUUUUAAUGAAAUGUGAAAUAAAGAUUUAUGUCUAUAAAUGAGCUUUGCUGGGAAGCCAAGAUUGUUUUCUGUAUUGAUCUGUCUGGUGCAGUUUUAGACAGCUUUGAGAAAUAAUCAUUAAGUGGAGUCCAGUAUAGAUUUUGGUCCAUUAAAACACAAUCACCGGGCCUCAAUUGACCAUCAUUUUAGCCAAGG